AUGGCCCCAUGGGUGUAUUCGUGCGUCUGGGCAGAGGAAAAUGACAAGCAGAGCCGCUUUCACCUGGGAGCAUCGCUCGGGGGUUAUCGAAAUCCAGAGGGGCAGGGCAGUCGCUGGGUCAAAAUUCUGCAGCGAGCCCGUUUCGAUGUCCUUCGCGAUGAGAGAAUUGACACGGCAGGGAUAACAUUUGAGUCUACAACUUUAAUGGGUCGAGGAGGCCGUCCUAUUCCUUUUGGAAACUGCGCAGAAACCUAUCCUCUUGUGAUCAUUCUACAGAACCGUGCCCCUAGUGAGGAGGUUGUGAUAACCACCUGGGGCGGAAAUGUAGAUAACUUCAUCUCAGACAGUACUCCGAACACUGCAUUACCAAUUCUUGAGAGAGCAUCUGGAUUGAAUAUCAAUUUGCCGACCGGUGCUAAACGGCCUUCUCCAGCGGACAACAUCGCUGAACCUGCGGCGAAAAGGGCUAAAGGCUGGAAACCCGAGAUUCCUCAAAAGCCAUCUCAUUCGGCAAAAGGAAAAGGUGAACAGCAAUGA
Messenger RNA from Penicillium expansum, 537 nucleotides. RefSeq lists its product as uncharacterized. The transcript is spliced from 3 exons. Bases 1 to 537 code for a protein of 178 amino acids. The record is from RefSeq and is a predicted model, not a curated record. NCBI's taxonomy places the organism in Eukaryota, Fungi, Ascomycota, Eurotiomycetes, Eurotiales, Aspergillaceae.